GUAGCACGUAGUCCGCGCGGGACCGUUAAAUUUGAAACUUGGCGGCUGGGCGUGAGAGCUUGGGGUGGCUGGUUCGUGAGGGGAUUAGGUGCGUGCUUUUUCGGGGAGCACCCUCCGGUCGCUUCAGUGCCUCGAAGGGCAGGUUGCAGAAGGAGGCCCAGGCGGUCUGAGGCUCUGAAGAAAGGCCCGCGGGAGGACGAAGCCCUAAGCCGGGAAUGCAGGAUGGCGGCGAUGCAGAAGCAAAGGGGUGCUCCGAGUGAAGUCAUGUCCUUGGAGGGAGAUGAAUGGGAGCUGAGUAAAGAAAAUGUCCAACCUUUAAGGCAGGGGCGGAUCAUGUCCACACUUCAGGGAGCACUGGCUCAGCAAGAAUCUGCCUGUAACACUACUCUUCAGCAACAAAAACGGGCAUUUGAAUCUGAAAUUCGAUUUUAUGCUGGAAAUGACCCUCUGGAUGUUUGGGAUAGAUAUAUUAACUGGACAGAGCAAAACUAUCCUCAGGGCGGGAAGGAAAGCAAUAUGUCAACGUUAUUAGAAAGAGCUGUAGAAGCGCUACAAGGAGAAAAACGAUAUUAUAACGAUCCCCGAUUUCUUAGUCUCUGGCUUAAGCUGGGGCAUUUAUGCAAUGAACCUUUGGAUAUGUACAGUUAUUUACAUAACCAAGGAAUUGGCAUUUCACUUGCUCAGUUUUAUAUCUCAUGGGCUGAAGAAUAUGAAGCUAGAGAAAACUUUAAGAAAGCAGAUCUGAUAUUUCAGGAAGGUAUUGAACAGAAGGCUGAACCGCUAGAAAGACUGCAGUCCCAGCACAGACAAUUCCAAGCUCGAGUGUCUCGGCAAACUCUGUUGGCACUUGAGAAAGAAGAGGAGGAGGAAGUUGUGGGAUCUUCUGUACCACAACGAAGCACACUGGCUGAACUAAAAAGCAAAGGGAAAAAGACAGCAAGAGCUCCAAUCAGCCGUGUAGGGGGUGCUCUCAAGGCUCCAAGCCAGAACAGAGGUCUCCAAAAUCCAGUUCCUCAACAGAUGCAAAGUAAUACUAGAAUUAUUGUUUUUGAUGAAAAUGCUGAUGAGGCUUCUAGAGCAGAGUCAUCUAAACCUACAAUCCAGCCAUGGAUAGCACCUCCUGUGUCCAGGGGCAAAGAGAAUGAGCUGCAAGCCGGCCCUUGGAACGCAGGCAGGCCUUUGGAAUACAGGCCUCGUGGCAAUACAGCGUCUAUGACAGCUGUACCCUCUAUGCUUCCAAGUUUUACUCCAUAUGUGGAAGAGACUGCACAACAGCCAGUUAUGACACCAUGUAAAAUUGAACCCAGUAUAAACCACAUUCUAAGCACAAGAAAGCCUGGAAAGGAAGAAGGAGAUCUCCUGCAGAGAGUUCAAAGUCUUCAGCAAGAGUCUGAGAAGAAGGAGAAGAUGAUGUAUUGUAAGGAGAAGAUUUAUGCAGGAGUGGGGGAGUUCUCCUUUGAAGAGAUCCGGGCUGAGGUUUUCCGGAAGAAAUUAAAAGAGCGAAGAGAAGCUGAGCUGCUGACCAGUGCAGAGAAGAGAGCAGAAAUGCAGAAACAGAUUGAAGAGAUGGAGAAGAAGCUAAAAGAAAUCCAAACUACUCAGCAAGAAAGAUCGAAUGAGCAGCAAGAAGAGACGAUCUCUACAAAGGAGACAGCUGAACUGCGAAUUGCUUCAGAGUCUCAGGAAAUAACAGGAAUGGCUCUGUCCAAUUUUGUUUGCCCGGUAAACUCUUGUGCCAGGGAAACAUCACUUGCAGAAAACGUUUGGCAAGAACAACCUCAUUCUAAAAGUUCCAGUGUACCUUUCUCCAUUUUUGAUGAAUCUCUUCUUUCAGAAAAAAAGCCUGUCAGUCCUGCUGCAGCUCCCUCACGGGUUCUAGCCCAACGAAGACCUCUUGCAAUUCUCAAAACUUCAGAAAGCAUCACCUCAAAUGAGGAUGUAUCUCCAGAUGUUUGUGAUGAAUUUACAGGAAUUGAGCCCUUGAGUGAGGAUGCUAUUAUCACAGGUUUCAGGAAUGUAACUAUUUGUCCUAACCCAGAAGACACUUGUGACUUCGCUAGAGCAGCUCAUUUUGCAUCCACUCCUUUUCAUGAAAUAAUAUCCUUGAAGGAUCUCCCUUCUGAUCCUGAGAGACUGUUGCAGGAAGAGGAUCUAGAUAUGAAGACCUCUGAGGACCAGCAAACUGCUUGUGGCACUAUCUACAAUCCACCUCUCAGCAUCAAGAAGCUGAGCCCAAUUAUUGAAGACAGCCGUGAAGCCACACACUCCUCUGGGUUCUCUGGAUCUUCUGCCUCAGUUACAAGCACCUCCUCCAUCAAAAGUCUUCAAAUUCCUGAGAAACUGGAGCUCACUAGUGAUGCUGCAGACAGCCCUACUCAGUCACCCUGGUGUUCACAGUAUCGCAGACAACUGGUAAAAUCGCUACCAGAGCUGAGUGUCUCUACAGAGUUUUUUGUAGAAGAUAGACCAAUGCCUAAUUUGGAAAUAGAGAAGGAAAUUGAAUUAGAUAAUGAGGAAUAUUGCAUUAGACAAGAAUACCUGGUAUGUGAAGAUUACAAGUUAUUCUGGGUGACACCAAGAAACACUGCCGAGUUAAGCAUAAUAAAGGUAUCUUUUCAACCUGUCCCGUGGGACUUUUAUAUCAACUUCAAGUUAAAGGAACGUUUAAAUGAGGAGUGUGAUAAUUUGUGUAGCUGUUAUCAAUACCAAGAUGGCUGUAUCGUUUGGCAUCAAUAUAUAAACUGCUUCACCCUUCAGGAUCUUCUUCAACACAGUGAAUUUAUUACUCAUGAAAUGACAGUAUUGAUUAUUUAUAACCUUUUGACAAUGGUGGAGAAACUACACAAAGCAGAAAUAGUCCAUGGUGACUUGAGUCCAAGGAGCCUGAUUCUUAGAAACAGAAUCCACGAUCCCUAUGAUUUUAAUAAGAACAAUCAAGCUUUGAAGAUAGUGGACUUUUCCUACAGCGUUGACCUUAGGGCACAGCUAGACGUUUUUAACCUCAGUGGCUUUCGGACUGUACAGACCCUGGAAGGACAAAAGAUCCUGGCUAACUGUUCUUCUGCCUACCAGGUAGAUCUGUUUGGUAUAGCAGAUUUAGCGCAUUUAUUAUUGUUCAAGGAGCACCUACAGGUCUUCUGGGAUGGGUCCCUCUGGAAACUUAGCCAAAAUAUUUCUGAGCUAAAAGAUGGUGAAUUGUGGAAUAAAUUCUUUUUGCGGAUUCUGAAUGCCAGUGAUGAGUCCACAGUGUCUGUUCUGGGGGAACUUGCAGCAGAAAUGAAUGGGGUGUUUGACACCACAUUCCAAAGUCACCUGAACAAAGCGUUUUGGAAAGUGGGGAAGUUAAUCAGUCCUGGGGCUUUCCUGUUGCAGCAAGAUAGGCAGUCAAGCCUCUCACAGAUUCCUGCCUAAAAUCAACGGUUGUACUGUGGAACACUGGAUCUGUGUAUGCUGUGGUUUAAUUUAGGUACACUACUAAUACUUUUCUACUUUUUGAUAGAAGUAUAUUUCUAGGUAACUGGCAUUUUCUUCUCAACAAUGUACCUACUCUUGGCCUUGACUAAGCUUAACAAAGAACAGUUUUAUUCUAAAUAGAUUCAAUAUUAAUGGGUACCUUGCUGUCAUUUAACACAUUUGCCUCAACUCUUCCUUGUACUCUUCCCAUUUGUAAUUUGUAACAUGUAUCCUUAUGAUCACUAUGUAUUUUGUAAAUAAUAAAACAGUAUUUGUUAAA
This is a messenger RNA of Capra hircus (goat), 3733 nucleotides long. It is a transcript of the gene BUB1B, whose product is annotated as BUB1 mitotic checkpoint serine/threonine kinase B. Bases 223 to 3411 code for a protein of 1062 amino acids. The record is from RefSeq and is a predicted model, not a curated record. Gene Ontology annotation, biological process: mitotic spindle assembly checkpoint signaling; meiotic sister chromatid cohesion, centromeric; protein phosphorylation. Gene Ontology annotation, molecular function: protein kinase activity; ATP binding. The transcript has 23 exons. NCBI's taxonomy places the organism in Eukaryota, Metazoa, Chordata, Mammalia, Artiodactyla, Bovidae.